Molecule: messenger RNA, 873 nt
Organism: Hevea brasiliensis (rubber tree)
Lineage: Eukaryota; Viridiplantae; Streptophyta; Magnoliopsida; Malpighiales; Euphorbiaceae
Product: protein TRACHEARY ELEMENT DIFFERENTIATION-RELATED 7A-like
Exons: 1
Coding region: 233-709 (158 amino acids)
Biological process (GO): plant-type secondary cell wall biogenesis
Source: RefSeq, a predicted model, not a curated record
AACAAUGGGGAUUGGAAGCAACAAGCAAAGAAGUGUUUUCCAAGUUUUUACAACCAGUUCCAGAAAUCUUAGAAUGAGAGUCAAGUCACUAAAAACUUGUUAUGGAUUUUAACACUAAAAAAUUAUUCACAGCCUCACUACAAAUAGCUAGCCACCUGCCUAGAUGCCUGCCACAUCCAUCAAUUAUCAUUAAAAAAUCUUCUAGCUCAUUCAAAGUAUCUACCAUCUUCACAUGGCCUCUUCUAAUAACUUCGACUUCCCAUAUUUCCCUCCUCCACCACCAAGUCACCCUUUCCAUCCACCACCACCACCUCAUGUACGCCCACCUCCACCCCCUGCACCAUCACCAAGCGACAACACCACAAUCAUAGUCGUGGUAUUUGUCUCACUUGGUGGCCUUUUCUUCCUUGCAUUUCUUGCGGUCGCUCUGUGUUGCUUCCUCAAGAAAAAGAAGAAAAAGGAAGUUAAAGAAACCGAUCUUAUUCACGUGGAUGAACACAAGAAGGCGAAAGAGGCCAUCGUAGAAGGACCUCAUGGACCACAAGUUGUAAUUCUUGAUAUUGAAGACGAUGUGCAUGUUGAUGAAGUAAUCAAGAAGGAAGAGAAGUUGGGUAAAGGUUUGCAUGCUAAGUCCGUGGAGGGCAGUGCCCUUCAGGAAGGUGCACCCUCUUCUUCUUCUAAUCAUCCCCAGCUUGAACACAAGGCCUGAUCUAUAUAGUUAAUUAAUUAUUCGAUCAAUUUUAAAUUUCCUCGUCAUUACAAUGAUCACUUAAUGUUAAUGUGCUCAUUUGAAAAGAUUGAAAUGAAUUCUGCUGUAUAAUAAAACUGUGUGACAGUUCAAGAAUAAUUUAAUUUGUUUUGGUUCUUGAUUAA